Carcharodon carcharias (great white shark) is the source of this 732-nucleotide messenger RNA. RefSeq names its product ring finger protein 5 (gene rnf5). Bases 38 to 643 code for a protein of 201 amino acids. The record is from RefSeq and is a predicted model, not a curated record. Gene Ontology annotation, cellular component: endoplasmic reticulum. The transcript is spliced from 6 exons. Gene Ontology annotation, biological process: ubiquitin-dependent protein catabolic process. Gene Ontology annotation, molecular function: ubiquitin protein ligase activity; ubiquitin-like protein conjugating enzyme binding; metal ion binding. Lineage: Eukaryota; Metazoa; Chordata; Chondrichthyes; Lamniformes; Lamnidae.
GGCGGUGGACGGGCUCUCCCGGGGUGAUUGUUCAGUCAUGGCGGCCGCAGCUGAGAGCGGGGAGAAGGUGGCGGGCGGGGAGGAGAGGCCGGGACAGCCCCAGGCCCAGGGCCAGGCCCAGGGGGACAAGGGCAGCUUCGAGUGUAACAUCUGCCUGGACACGGCCAAGGACGCGGUCAUCAGCCUCUGUGGACACCUCUUCUGUUGGCCAUGUCUCCAUCAGUGGCUGGAGAUGAGACCCAAUCGACAAGAAUGUCCUGUCUGCAAAGCCGGCAUUAGUCAAGAGAAGGUCAUCCCCCUCUAUGGGCGAGGCAGCAGCAGUCAGCAAGAUCCCAGAUUGAAGACUCCACCCCGACCACAGGGACAGAGAACAGAGCCAGAGAGUAGAGGGGGUUUCCAGGGAUUUGGAGACACCGGAUUCCAUAUGUCCUUUGGGAUCGGAGCUUUUCCAUUCGGAUUCUUCACCACCGUCUUCAACUCGAGUGAGAACAGACAAAGAGCGGAUGAGAGACAACAUCCCACCAACGGCGGCAUGGACUGGGAAACCUUCUUCGGGGCAAACCGGGGCCAUAACAGCAACAACUGGGACUCACUCUUCCUCUUUGUUGCCAUUUUCUUCUUCUUCUGGCUGCUGAGCGUGUGACUGGCUGAGAACAUCUGCGUAUCAAUGUGGGCAGUGAUUUCGGGCACUCAAUUGGGGGUUCAUACUGAUCAAUAAAUGCCUAAAGCCAA